Messenger RNA from Pelobates fuscus (common spadefoot toad), 1242 nucleotides. It is a transcript of the gene ANKRD46, whose product is annotated as ankyrin repeat domain 46. The transcript has 4 exons. Lineage: Eukaryota; Metazoa; Chordata; Amphibia; Anura; Pelobatidae. Gene Ontology annotation, cellular component: nucleus. The record is from RefSeq and is a predicted model, not a curated record. Bases 140 to 901 code for a protein of 253 amino acids. Gene Ontology annotation, molecular function: protein binding.
UGUAGUUCCUGCGCUCACUCUGUGGUCGCCCCGUGUUGUUGUUGUGUCGGUGGCCGGUCCCUCCUGCAGGAUUGCUCACCGCGGUCCCGGGGAUCCGGCUGUCACAGUGGUAGAAAUAUCGAGCCUCAAGAGUGCAGCUAUGUCCUACGUCUUUGUGAAUGACUCCUCCCUAAACAACGUACCCCUGCUACAGGCCUGUAUCGAUGGAGACUUCAACUACUCUAAGCGGCUUUUGGAGAGUGGCUUUGACCCCAAUAUUCGUGACAUACGUGGACGCACCGGCUUGCACCUGGCGGCAGCCAGGGGGAAUGUAGACAUCUGUCAGCUCCUUCAUAAAUUUGGUGCUGAUCUGCUUGCUACAGAUUACCAAGGAAACACCGCCCUGCAUAUGUGUGGCCAUGUAGACACUAUUCAGUUCCUCGUUUCCAAUGGUCUAAAAAUUGAUAUUUGCAAUCACCAAGGUGCAACUCCCCUUGUCCUGGCAAAGCGCAGGGGAGUGAAUAAGGAAGUGAUUCGUAUGCUUGAGUCCUUGGAGGAACAGGAAGUCAAAGGCUUUAACAGGGGUACUCACUCAAAGCUAGAGGCCAUGCAGACGGCUGAAAGCGAAAGGUAUGUCCAAUGCUCUGAGCUUCUCAUGGAAAAGGGACACAGCACCCUGUCCGAAGGAUCCACUGAGGAAGAUUGUGCCAUGGAAAGUCAUUCCCUCCUGAAUCCAAACCUUCAGCAAGGGGAAGGGGUCCUCUCCAGUUUCCGCACCACUUGGCAGGAGUUUGUAGAGGACCUAGGGUUCUGGAGAGUGCUUCUUCUCCUUAUCGUCAUUGCUUUACUUUCCCUUGGAAUAGCAUACUACGUUAGCGGUGUUCUUCCAUUUGUAGAAAAUCAGCCUGAACUAGUCCACUAGAACACGGGCUGAGCUCUUACGAGCAUUCCUCUGUUCAUUACUUUCCAAAGCAGUGGCAUCUAUACGUACUGCAUAUAUAGCUAGACCCACUUCUCAUCACCCCUAACUCAUUUGGAACGAACUGCUUGUUCUCAGAAGAUUCUGGAUGGAUAUUUCCUGGGGUGUCUUCUUAAAGACUAUUGUUUAGAAGGAUCUGCCUUCUGUAUAGAGGGGUGGAGAGAAAGCAGUGAAGCUCCAAACCACUUAAUUCCGUGGUUUGCUUUAUGUUUGUCAGAAUAUAUGUCAUGUGACUGUUGAUCUUUGGACUGCUGUCGCGGCGGAAAUAUAUAUAUAUUUUUUCU